Vicia faba (fava bean) is the source of this 2640-nucleotide messenger RNA. Lineage: Eukaryota; Viridiplantae; Streptophyta; Magnoliopsida; Fabales; Fabaceae. The record is from the annotation of a GenBank genome assembly.
AUGAAUGGAAACUUGUAUAACAAUUAUAGAGGUGGUCGGAAUCACAUUCCAUUCAUUGGUUUCAGUCCGGGACCUUUUAACUAUAAUUACCCAAUUCCUCUUUAUUGGACUCCGUUCAACUACAACUACCCAAUUCCUUAUCAAAAUCCGGCAACUUAUACGGAUAGUAGGCCCUUACUACAUCAAAUGCGGCCACAAUAUGUUGAUAACAGACACUUACCACAUCAAAUGCUGACGUACUAUUAUGAUCCGAGCCACUUAGCACAUCCAAUGCCGGCACACUGUUUUGGUCCGAGGCUGUUACCAAGUCAAAUGCCAGAACACUAUGUUGAUAAGGGGCCUUUACCACAUCAAAAUCCGGGAGACUACGUGGAUAACAAGUGCUUACCUCAUCAAACGUCAGAAGAAUGCUAUGCUGAUAAGAUGAACUUACAACAACAAUCAUCUGAUUUGCCUCAACAAACACCUGAGGACUAUGUUGAUAAGAAGUGCUCACCGCAUCAAACGCCGGAGCCAACUAUUCCUGCUGUAGCCACGCCACAACGUGCACACUGUGAUAUUUGUGGUGUUGUGUUUCCUCUCAAGAAUUUGGAAUCGCAUAAUAAUGGAAAGAAACAUCAAAGAAUGUUAAUAGAACUACGUGAGCAACCAGCGGAAAGUAAAACUUCAAAUGGAGAAGAGAGUAUACAUAUUCAAAAGUCUCAAAAGAAUCCAGUAGUUCAACUUAAGAAAGUUCCAAAAUCUAAGAAAGUUAGGUGCCUUGUAAAAAAUACGAAUCACAAAGCUCCUAGAUUCGAGUACAAGGAAGUUCCAGUGGAAGGUUCUAAAAGGAAACUCAGGUCUCACACUGGUGCAAAGGAUCGUGAUUUCAAGGUAGAGAAUGUGAAACACGAACCUCCUAGUUUCCAGAAAAAGAAAGUAAGAGCUGUCAAGUCUAAAAGGAAAGUCAGGGAUAACACUGAUGCAAAGGGUCAUGGAUCCAAGUGCGAGACAGGAGAAGCACCAGGAGGUAAGUACAUGAAGAUGGAUAAUGGGAUAAGGUCUGUAAAAAAUGAUCAGCCACAAUCAACUCCAGUUGAGUUGAAUGCCUCAGCAGGCUCGAAUAUUAGCACCGAGACAGAAUAUAUAUUUUGUGAUUUUUCUGCAACAGUAACACCAGAAGUCCCUGCAACUUCUCAAGAAUUCACACCACCACCAGCAGUGGAAUCAAGUUUUGAACCCUCAAGUCAGAGCAAUUCACCGACAGAAGUAGAAGAAGGGGAAGAACAUCUCGAGGUUCAGGAUUGUGGCGUGGAAACAAAUGAUCAGCCACACUCAAUCUCAAUGAAGUUUCAUGGCCCUGCAGGUUGUUCUGAUAUUAAUACCUUGAUUGAAGAUACAUGUCCUGAUUCUGGUGCAAUAGUAUUAGCAACACCACAAUCUCCUAUUGCUUUUCAGGUACCUACACCAGUAGACAUUAUACAGACAGAAAUGUUUGAGAGCGAAGUUCAUAAUGAGGUUCAGAAUGACAUUGUUGAUUCAAAUGAUCAACAACGUUCGAUCUCAAUGGAGUUGCAUGACCCUGAUGGUUCCAUAACUAACAACCAAACCGAAAUUGUGAAUUUUGGUUCAGCAGCUAUAGAAAUAGUUAUAGAACCACUUGCAUCAGCACGGCCAGAUGCAGAGGGGUCAUGUUUUGAGCCCGUGACUGAAUGUGGUCUACAUACUGAAACAGAACCUCAAGUAUUGGAAGCCGUAGAAUAUAUUGAGAGCCAGCAUCCUACUGAGGAAACAGAUAUUGAACUGCUACCACCCGUCUUAAUUGAGAUUGAUACCGCUUCUGAGGUCAGUGUUGAAAUUGAAACUGAAGACGGAGGUCUCCAAGUGGAAGUGGAGAUGGAUGUUCUCAUUGGUGAGUUGGGGAAAGUUCAUUUGCCUCAGGUAUCUGUUUGUCUUACGUGUGGCGAUGAAGGCUUUGAAGAGACAAUAGUAUAUUGCAACAAAUGUGGAGAUUAUGCAAUGCAUAGGUAUUGUUUAAAGGGUCCUGUGGUUUUUACAGACAAAGUUAUUUGGUUUUGUGAGGAUUGUGAAGAAGAGAUAUUAGACACAGAUUAUCCAGACUGCGAAACUGCAGAUUCAGAAAGAUGUGAAGUUGAUUCCAGUGAGAAAUGUGUUACUUUUGUUGACCCACAACCUAUUGUUGAUCCAAUCUGGAGGGGAAGUUUGCAGGUUUUCAACAAAAGCUUUGAUAAAAUCACUAGACUUAUGGGAUAUUUGUCCACUUUAGCAUGCCCUAAAGUUCUCGAGGAGACAAGACAUCUCCCUAAUGUGCUUUAUGGAGACUUGGUUCAAAGACCAGUUGCGUGGCCAGAGAGUUUCAAGAAAUUUGGAACAAAUAACCUGAGCAUAGGCCUUUAUUUCUUUCCUCAAAAUGAAAGGGUUGAGAGAUAUUAUGACCAACUAGUUAAUGAAAUGAUUUCCAAUGAUCUUGCCAUAAGAGUUUGGGUUGAAAAAGCUGAGCUUUUAAUUUUUUCUUCUACAAUGCUCCCAAGCCAAUAUAAGAGAUUUCAAUCAAAGUAUUAUUUAUGGGGAAUUUUUAAAAGAAAGCAAGAACCAUUCAAGAUAUAUGAUACUGGUUUAGGAAAUGAUGCUAGUUACUAA